Drosophila serrata is the source of this 417-nucleotide messenger RNA. RefSeq lists its product as uncharacterized. The record is from RefSeq and is a predicted model, not a curated record. NCBI's taxonomy places the organism in Eukaryota, Metazoa, Arthropoda, Insecta, Diptera, Drosophilidae.
UGUUUUUUAUUGUGAAAGCACCAGAAACCACACAAAACUUAAAUAAACCCUUAUUUUUGUGGAGCCUUAAAUAGUGUACCAGAAGUUUUUAAUUUAUCACCUACACUUCCCUAGUUAUUUGAAUGUUUAGAGCUGACAAUUGCACGAUUUCCCCUUGAAAUGUCCCUGCAAACGGGCUUGGUUUUCAUUUUCACGAUAUUAGCCUCUGUUAGUUUCGUCGCAGCCAUUAUUUUGUUGGGCUGGUUUCUCAUCUGGAAGGCUUUUCUUUCAAAGUUUCGUCUCGUGCGCGAAUUGUUGGGUCAGGAGGAACCGGAGGAGCAGCAGCCACUUGCCUGGGAUCACCACCAGAACCAACAGCAUCCACAGCAGCCGGGCAGAGCGAGGAAAGUUCGCCGAGACUAGCAGAUACCAACCGUC